This is a messenger RNA of Plasmodium adleri (nom. inval.), 468 nucleotides long. RefSeq names its product conserved Plasmodium protein, unknown function. The transcript is spliced from 2 exons. The record is from RefSeq and is a predicted model, not a curated record. The coding region runs from base 1 to 468 and encodes 155 amino acids. NCBI's taxonomy places the organism in Eukaryota, Apicomplexa, Aconoidasida, Haemosporida, Plasmodiidae.
AUGGGUAAUUCAUUUUCAUGUUAUGACGAAAAAAAGAGAAGAGGUUUAAUUUUGCUACCUGAGAAUUAUAUUAGUUACAAUUUAAAUGACGAUAAUUAUAAAAAAUAUGAAGAAACGACACUUAAAAAAAAUAUAGAAAAAGAAAAUAUAUUAAAUAAUGAUCUAUCUACAAAAAAUAAUAAAACCAUAAAUGAAAAAGAAGAUGAUCAGUUAAGUGAAGCUGUGAUAAAUGAUUUAAUAAAAGAAAACGAACUUUAUAUAAAAAAAUAUAAAGAUGAUUUAAUUAAUCUUAAUAAAGAAUCCCUUAUGAUUCCACAAACAAAAAAUGAAUGUUUAUAUGAUGAAGAUAAAAUAUAUAAUUGUCUUAAAAACAUGAAUGAAUCUACAUCUGGAUUUUUAAAUUCAUAUUCGAGGUGUUAUAGAUAUUUGAGGAAAUAUGAAAGCUGUGUACAAAAAAUUAAAAUAUAA